GUUAUGCUAAUAUUGCCGAAGAAAGUCAGCGUGCUACGUGACAAUUCUUGACAGCAGGUCACGUGAUCAUGUUGACAGCUGGCUUAGUUUGCAUGACUAGAUUGUAGAUGUGAGCGGUCGUGUCUGUACAAAAGAAUUGUUCGUCCUGUACGYAUUCUAAUUCUCGCUGAAUUUAAAGGAAAAGUUCAAGUUUAAGGCUCUUCUGUGGCCUUAAUACUUCCAAGUCGUUUUKCCGAAGAAGUGUGGUAGUUUCGUCCCGUAUAACCUCACAGAACUGAACGAACCUUGGAAACGGSCAGUUUUUUUUGGUCCCGGCCUACGAGCUUUUUUCUCUUCUUGUCAGGAAAAAUAUCAAAUACAAAGAGAAAUAACUUUAUAUCAUCGUUUUGAAGUUAUUUUCAGGUGUAUAAUGUCCAAGUGUUGAGUUUUACUCUGCCAGUGUCAUAUAUACUAGUAUCAUGUGCCCAUUGAAUGAUAACAUCAAAUUAUCAGCCAAAGACCCAGAUACAUCAACACAUGRUGAUAGCCAGCAGUUAGAGGGUAGUCAAUUGGAUGACUCUGCUGAAUUCCCAACUGAUACACAGUGCCAUCAAGUAUCAUCAACAUGCACAUCACCCAACUCAAAGCCAUCAGACAAAUCAAAGAAGACACGUGUAUUUACCUGCGAGAGAUGUAAUGAACGAUUUGAAGGUAUGGCUGCGCUACGACAGCAUUGCCGUUCUUUGCAUGGAGAUCAAAAAUACUACAAGUGCAAUGUUUGCACCAAGCUCUUCAGUCAUCCCAGCAGCCGCAAUAUUCAUCUAAGACUUCAUUCAGGAGAAAAACCUUAUGAAUGUGAGACCUGUGGCAAACGGUUCAGAGUGUCUUCACACCUCAAAGACCAUAUUCGUGUUCACACAGGUGAACGCCCCUAUAUUUGUGAUAUUUGCCACAAAGGCUUCAAGCAAUCAAGUGACCUAAAGAAACAUAGACGUACUCACACUCUAGACAAACCUUACAAGUGUCCCCUGUGUCCGUCAGCCUUCACAAGGUCACAUCACUGCCGUGGACACAUCAACUCCGUCCAUAAGUUCUUCAAGUGCAUCACUUGUAGUGCUCUCUUUACUACUGAAGAGGAUUUUGUUAAACAUAAAGAACUCCAUCCACUUAUAAAGGAAGAGAUUAAGGAAGAAAUAAACCUACAGGAUAUGUUGCCUCAGCCUAAAAUUAUUGGAUCAUCUGUAAGUGGUGAUAUCACAGCUAUCAGAUCAUCUUCCAACAAUAAUCCCACAGUUACUACAUCAUCUCCCAAAAGUGAUCCCAGGAUUGUUGGAUCAUCUACCAAUGGUGAUCCAAAUGUUACUGGAUCAUAUUCCAACAUUGAUCCCAAGGUCAUCAGAUCUGUUCCUAACAAGUUGAAAAUUGAAUACAAGCAGCCUAGUGAAAUGAAAUCUCCCAAUCACACAACUAACUCACUUUCACGGACAAGGGAGAACAUUGAUUUGGCUGAAUUUAUGGCAUCCAUGGCUGCACAAAGAUCAGCCGGGCUAUCGAAUGCUCCAAUUCAAGAUAGACAAGAAGUGAUAAGCCCUAAACCUCAGCCAGGAGGCCACACAGAAACAAAAUAUCACCCGGUUACUAGAGAGGGUGAGCAGGACUCCCAUGGCAGUGGAAAGGAGUGGUCCCAAGCUACUUAUAAUGGACAGAAAACAUCUGAAAAUGACAUGAGGAAAGAUAGCUUACCUACAUGGUUAAAAAACCCAGCAUUUCCAGUGUAUCCAUACUCUUGGCCUUCCAAUGACUUUAACAAUCAUGGCUUAUCAAUGAUUUCUCUACCACCAUAUCAGAAAUAUGCAUACAAUAUUCAUCAAUUACAAGUUAAAACAUCUACUCAUCAACAAGAUGAAGUGGCAAGCUUUUUGCCAGAAYCAAAGAAAGCUGCAAGUGUAACYUGCCAACGAGUAUCUGUUAUUCACUACCAUUCAAGCAGUACUAGUGAUGAAAGCACUUCUAACAAAGAAGAAGAUAGCUGUAAUAAUAGCUCAAAGGCUGAUAACCCUAGUCAGCAGGGGAAACAAGAUGAGAARGAGGUCGAUAUUGUGAACAGAGAGCCAUCCUUGGAGUCUAAAACCAGUUUCUCUAGYAUGAGUGGUUAUAAUGAGCCGUAUAUACCUAUCGAUGACCGGGAGCUGAGUGGAUACAUAGUUUCACCAAGAAACUCUCCUGAAGUGCAAUGCAUAUCRCUUAAACAACAAACACAAUCUUUUCAAAACAACAAACCAAUGUCAAGAAAAAGACAAUCCUCUUCUAAUGCAAAAGAUGAUGCAAAAGUUUUCGUAUUUGAAGAUGGAGUUGAUGUAAAUAAGCAAAGUUGCACCAUAGAAGUCCAGCAUGCUAAUGAAGAAGAGAGAACCAGUGUUAUGUCAAUGAAGGUUUCAGAAGAAAGGGAUAUUAGUGGUAUUAAUGAUAGUGAAGGCAUAGAGGAUAUGGAUAUAAAGACAAGAUUUGUCAACAUUGCGCCAAAACUAGAAUAUGCCAAAUCAAAAGAUGUCGAAGAAGACAAGCCAUACAUGUGUAGUGUGUGCCAGAAAUGCUUCUCUCGUGCAAGUCUACUAAAACAACACUCAGUCAUUCACCAAGGAAACAAGAGAUUUAAAUUCAAGUGUGAAACUUGUGAAAAGAUGUUCAGAACAAGAAGCCACCUACGAGAUCAUGUCCGCAUACACACAGGUGAAAGACCUUUUAAGUGCCACAUAUGCUCAAGAGCUUUCAAGCAGUCAAGUGACCUCAAAAAACACAUUAAUCUACACACUGGGGCUAAUCAGUUUAAAUGUGAGGAGUGUAACAUGGAGUUUCGGCGUGGAGAUGCUCUACGAAAACACAAACUUGGGCACCAGACAGAUGACAAGUUUGUUUGCAACUACUGUAGUGUCCAGUUUGACCACUAUGCYGCACUCCAACAACACCAAGCUGUACAUACUGGCUUUUCUGCAGCAUCAAGACAAUCACGACCAUUACUAAGAUGUAACUACUGCUUCAAGACUUUCCCUCGCAAUAAAGAAGAUGCAUAUGAACAGCAUUGCAAGUUGCACACACAGGAGACAUCUCAAAUAAUUGACUGCACUAUCUGUUCUGAACGAUUUACAUGCGACAGUGAGUUAAGAGAACAUAUGAACACUCACGCUAACAGUAAACCUUAUAAGUGCAUGAUAUGCUCUGAGGCAUUUUCUAUUGCUGCACACCUUAAUGAACAUUUGAAGAUACAUGAUCGUCUGACUGCAGGUGGACAUACAAGCUAAUAAUUAUGAUGAUGAUAUGUUGGCUAAAUAGUUUACCUUUUGAAAUGAACAUACAAGUGAUGAAUCUGCAAACAUGGUUUCAAAGACCAACCUARAUAAUAAUAAUAUAAAACGAUUAGCAUGUCAAAAGGUUCUAUAACAAUACAUAUAGUUGUAUUAUAUAAUUAAUAAGGAAUGCUUGUCGUAUCUUUUGUGUUCUUCUGUUACCAGUUUUAUACGGCUGCAUGCAGGCCAUGUGGUGCAUAUGUUGUGUGCAAGCUUUGCUUUGACUGCAUGAUUAACCUUACUUGGGAGUUGUUUCCCAAUGACUGCAGUUUGUUAGAUAUUUACUGAUUCAUCAAAUUCAAUCUCUUUAAUAUGAUUCUAUGAAAAUAAUAGUUUUAUAUUACAGCAUUUUAGACGCUGACAAAUUGUUAUUUGCAAUGCAAAAAAGGAUGAAAAUAUGAAUAGAAAUGAUAGGGCUGGACCCAGGAUAUCUUAUGUUAAGGUUUAAAAAAAAAUAUAUCAAUGACAAAUGCUUUCACAAAGUGCCACCAGACAGAUGAUAAGAGAUAUAUAUCUAGUUUGGUUCUCCUCUAAGCAGACCUUUCCAAAUACUGUCAUGCCAGUACCAGACCUAGCCUCCUAAGGCAACUUUUUCCCCUCCUUCACUGCUUCCUGUGACAAAUACUGUUGUCCAUGAAGGAGGCUAAGUCCAGCACUGAACCUGGUACAGAGUUCCUGUGUGAAUGCAACUUGAGCAUAAUGACCUUAAUAGAGGCUGGUGUCCUGCAAGCUAUAUGCACCAUGUGUGUACAGAACCUGGAAAAGUCACGAAUAUCAUUUAGUCAUUCAGCCAGCUGACAUCUCAAAAAAACAUACUGUGGAGUGACAUCUCAUAUCAGGUUUAGAGUCAGGACACUUCACUCAUGGUCCAACAGACAAUAUUGUAGCACCUAUUAGUACUUAGUGUACUCAAGUGUAAAUGUUUCACUCUCACAGAAGCAAAUAUCUCUGUUAAUAUCAUUGUAAAGAAAUAUAGUUUAAACAAAUAAAUAUCUUAGAAAUUGA
Molecule: messenger RNA, 4328 nt
Organism: Exaiptasia diaphana
Lineage: Eukaryota; Metazoa; Cnidaria; Anthozoa; Actiniaria; Aiptasiidae
Exons: 7
Coding region: 459-3278 (939 amino acids)
Source: RefSeq, a predicted model, not a curated record